AACGUGUGCUCGAAGAAUUCGACACAAGUUCUAACCUACGGUUCGGCAAAACUCGAUAUCUGUGUUUUUUUGGGUGAUAGUAAAUAGUAAAUAUUUUAUUAUCGUCCGAGAGGAUAUCUCUCUGCCAAAAUGGUGAAAAUCAUCAUCAAUGAAACUAAUCGUCCAGUAGGAGCUCUUAUUACUUUGGAAUUAUUGGCAUCGAAGUUAGCUGGAAGUGUCGAAGUCACUUUCUCCAAAGAUUUUGCACCAAACGAGAAGUUAAAAUUCAUUGCCAAUGACGGUUCUGAUUUGGGAAAUAGAAGUUGUGAUGUUGCUCGAUACUUAGCCAGAUCAAAGGCUCCUGAACUUUAUGCUUGCCAAGAUCCUUUUGAAACCACUGAAGUUGAUCACUGGCUUAUGUAUGCUGAAAAACCCUAUAAUAAUGCAUAUAAUUCUGAAAAAGCAUUGGCAUACUUGGAAAAAGCUCUUGCAACCAGAACCUGGCUAGUAGCUAAAAAAUUCACUAUUGCUGACAUCUGUAUGUUUUCAAAAAUUCACAGCGAAUUUGACAUUGAUACGCUUACAGAAAAAUACCCUAAUAUUGCUAGAUGGUACAAACUGAUAGCCUCUAUGCCUGAAGUUGAAAAAUGCUUGAGUUCACUGCCUGGUGCAAAACCAAAAUCUAAGCCUGUAGUAAGAGUAGGUGGCAAAAGUAGAGCUGAAGCUCAAAAGAAUGCUAAGUCUUCCAACAAAGAGCAAGCCAAAUUUGUUGAACUGCCUGGUGCAGAAAUGGGAAAAGUUAUUGUACGUUUUCCUCCAGAAGCUAGUGGAUACUUGCACAUUGGUCACGCUAAAGCAGCUCUUCUAAAUCAGUAUUAUGCUCAGACUUUCCAAGGUCAGCUUAUCAUGAGAUUUGAUGAUACAAAUCCUGCUAAGGAAAAUGUUGAGUUUGAACAAGCCAUUUUAGAAGAUCUUAAAAUGCUUGAAAUUAAGCCAGAUAGAUUUACUCAUUCAUCUGAUUACUUUGAUCUGAUGUUAGAAUACUGUGAAAAAUUAUUGAAGGCAGGUAAAGCUUAUGUUGAUAAUACUCCAGCAGCAGAGAUGAAAGAGCUCCGUGAUCAAAAGUUACCAUCAGCAAAUAGAAAUAACUCUAUUGAGAAAAAUUUAGAGAUGUGGAAAGAAAUGGUCAAGGGUUCACCAAAAGGUCAAGAAUGCUGUGUGAGAGCCAAAAUUGACCACGAAUCUGCCAAUGGUUGCAUGCGUGAUCCAACCAUCUACAGAUGUAAACCAGAACCUCACCCAAGGACUGGCACCAAAUACAAGGUUUACCCAACUUACGAUUUUGCGUGCCCCAUCGUCGACGCAGUAGAAAAUGUUACGCACACGUUGCGAACAACUGAGUACCAUGAUCGGGACGAACAAUUUUACUGGUUCAUCGAACAUCUUGGUCUUAACCGUCCUCACAUUUAUGAAUAUUCUCGUUUGAAUAUGACCAACACCGUCUUAUCAAAGCGUAAAUUGACUUGGUUCGUGGCUGAAGGUUUAGUUGAUGGUUGGGAUGAUCCACGAUUCCCAACUGUGCGAGGUAUUUUGCGUCGGGGUAUGACGGUCGAGGGUUUAAAACAAUUCAUCAUCGCCCAAGGCAGUUCGAGAUCGGUAGUAUUUAUGGAAUGGGAUAAAAUUUGGGCAUUCAACAAAAAAGUGAUCGAUCCAGUUGCAUUUAGGUAUACUGCCUUAACAGCCGGCGAAACGGUAGUAGUAAACGUAAAAGGAGCUGAGGCAGGUGUCCUCACUGUUAACAAUCAUCCCAAAGACCCAUCAAAAGGAACCAAACAAGUGCGAAUUGGCCCACAAAUCUUAAUCGAAGCCAAAGAUGCACUAGAACUUAAAGAAGGCAGCAAUGCUACAUUUAUCAACUGGGGAAAUCUAAUGAUUGAAAAGAUUAACAAAGAAAAUGACAAAAUUGUCUCUGUUAACGCUUCUCUAAAUCUUGAUAACAAAGAUUUCAAAAACACCGUCAAAUUAACGUGGAUCAUCGCCGAUGAGCCUACGGAUGUUUAUAAAAAACCUGAAUCUACGACGAUACCCUGUUACACCGUCUACUUCGAACACAUCAUAACGAAACCAGUAUUAGCAAAGGACGAUGACUUCAAAGAUUUCAUCGCCAAAGAUACUAGGAGAGAAGUCGAAAUGGUCGGUGAGCCCGAACUUCGACGCGUGAAACAGGGAGAAAUUAUCGAGCUUCAAAGAAAAGGUUUCUUCAGGUGUGAUGUACCUUAUGGAGGUCCAAGCCCUUACUCUAACAGGGUACAACCACUAAUAUUGUUCCACAUACCUGAUGGGCGCAGCUCCGGCACUGCAUCAGCUGCAGUCGACAAAGCCUCCGCCAAAGACUCUAAAAAGUCUAAAGAGAGCUCUUCAUCAACAAAAUCAGCUGUUGAGUUACAUAGCCAAGUUACUGCUCAAGGUAACAAGGUCAGAGAUCUCAAAACUGCUAAAGCUGCCAAGGCUGAAAUUGACGCAGCUGUAAAGGAAUUGUUGGCUUUAAAAGCCCAGUUUAAAUCCGUUACUGGACAAGAUUACAAUGCCAAUGCACCACCUGCUGCCGCGACAAGUGCUGUUGUAAGCGACAAACCAAACGCCGCUGCUCUGAAUGAAUCGAUAAUCGCGCAAGGUAACAAAGUCAGAGAUUUGAAAUCUGCCAAAGCGGCCAAACCUGAAAUUGACGCUGCCGUCAAAACUCUUCUUAGUCUGGAAGCUGAUUACAAAUCGGCUACUGGCCAAGACUGGAAGCCUGGCACAGUACCACCUGCAGCUGCUCCUAAAGUCGAGGUUGCUAAAAGCACAUCAUCAGGUGAUGGUUCAGCGGCUGAAAUAAACGAAAAAAUUGUAGCUCAAGGCAAUAAAGUCAGAGAUUUGAAAUCCGCUAAAGCCGCCAAACCUGAAAUUGACGCCGCAGUCAAAACCCUUCUUAGCCUCAAAGCUGAUUACAAAUCGGCUACUGGCCAAGACUGGAAGCCUGGCACAGUACCACCUGCAGCUGCUCCUAAAGUCGAGGUUGCUAAAAGCACAUCAUCAGGUGGUGGUUCAGCGGCUGAAAUAAACGAAAAAAUUGUAGCUCAAGGCAAUAAAGUCAGAGAUUUGAAAUCCGCUAAAGCUGCCAAACCUGAAAUUGACGCUGCUGUCAAAACUCUUCUGAGUCUCAAAGCUGAUUACAAAUCGGCUACUGGCCAAGACUGGAAACCUGGCACAGUACCACCGGCAUCUGCUCCUAAAAUUGAGACUGCUACAAGCAUUUCGUCAGGUAGUGGAUCAGCUGCUGCUAUCAAUGAAAAGAUUGUGGCUCAAGGCAAUAAAGUAAGAGACUUAAAAGCUGCCAAAGCAGGAAAAGCCGAAAUCGACACCGAAGUCAAGACUCUUUUGAGCCUGAAAGCUGAAUACAAAUCAGCUACUGGUCAAGAUUGGAAGCCUGGCGCAGUACCACCAGCUACCCCUAAAGUAGAAGUUGCUCCCAAAAGUGAGCCUGCUUCUUCAGCAAGUGGAUCAGCUGCUGCCAUCAAUGAAAAGAUUGUAGCUCAGGGCAACAAAGUGCGAGACUUGAAAGCUGCCAAAGCAGGAAAAGCCGAAAUCGACGCUGAAGUCAAAACUCUUUUGAACCUGAAAGCAGAAUAUAGAGCAGCCACUGGACAAGAUUGGAAACCAGGUAUGGCUCCUACAGCUGCCCCUAAAGUCGAAGCGGCUCCAAAGAGUGAGCCAGCACCCUCUACUGGUGGAUCUGCUGCUGCCAUCAAUGACAAAAUUGUUGCCCAAGGUAAUAAGGUACGCGACCUCAAAGCAGCUAAAGCAGGAAAAGCUGAAAUCGACGCGGAAGUAAAAACUCUUCUGAGUCUCAAGGCUGAAUAUAAGUCAGCUACGGGUCAAGAUUGGAAACCAGGCACUGUAGCUCCUGCGGAUACUAAAGUAGAAGCUGCUCCAAAGAGUGAGCCAGCAUCAUCUGGUAAUGGACCUGCUGCUACCAUCAAUGAUAAAAUCGUUGCCCAAGGUAAUAAGGUUCGCGACCUCAAAGCAGCUAAAGCCGGAAAAGCUGAAAUCGACGCGGAAGUAAAAACUCUUCUGAGCCUCAAGGCUGAAUACAAAUCAGCUACUGGUCAAGAUUGGAAACCAAGCACAGCAUCUUCUUCGUCUGCCCAAGCUCCAGCUAAGAGUGAAGCUCCAAAGAAGGAAGCUGAACAGUCGAAGAAAAAAGCUAAGGCCAACAAAAAAGCUGAAGUGAAAGAAGAAGUUAGCAAAACUGGAACGAGGCUUGGCUUGGAGGCGAAGAAACUUGAAAACUUGCCAGAUUGGUAUUCACAAGUCAUUACCAAAGGUGAAAUGAUCGAGUACUACGACGUUUCUGGUUGUUACAUCCUCAGACCAUGGAGUUACGCCAUUUGGGACGUCAUAAAGGAUUUCUUCGAUCGGGAAAUCAAGAAACUUGGAGUACAAAACUGCUACUUCCCAAUUUUCGUCAGUAAAACCGUACUGGAAAAAGAGAAGACUCACAUAGCCGAUUUUGCUCCAGAAGUUGCCUGGGUCACCAAGAGCGGCGAAUCCGAUCUGGCCGAACACAUUGCCAUCCGUCCGACCUCUGAAACCGUCAUGUACCCCGCUUAUGCCAAAUGGCUUAAAUCGCACAGAGAUCUGCCACUCAAACUUAACCAGUGGAACAAUGUUGUGAGAUGGGAAUUCAAACAUCCUCAACCAUUCCUGCGCACGAGGGAGUUCUUAUGGCAAGAAGGUCACACAGCGUUUGCGACUAAAGCCGAGGCUGACGAGGAGGUGCUACAAAUUUUAGAUUUGUACGCGCGUAUUUACGAGGAAUACUUGGCCAUACCCGUAGUCAAGGGUCGCAAGACUGAAAAAGAAAAAUUCGCUGGUGGUGACUACACCACAACGGUCGAAGCAUUUAUAUCGGCAAGUGGACGUGCAAUUCAAGGCGGUACGAGUCAUCACUUGGGUCAAAACUUCUCGAAAAUGUUUGACAUUCAGGUCGAAGGUACUCAAGAGGGUAGCGAAAAGAUAUUCGUGUAUCAGAACUCUUGGGGUCUUACAACACGAACGAUUGGAGUUAUGAUUAUGGUUCACGGAGAUGACAAAGGUCUUGUUCUUCCUCCUAAAGUAGCUAGCAUUCAAGCGGUAAUUGUUCCUUGCGGUAUAACUGCCUCUACAACCGAAGAGCAGAAAAACAAACUCAUGUCUGAGUGCAAUAUAUUAGAAAACGAACUCAAAAAAGAUGACGUGAUGAGAAUAAAGGGUGACUACAGAGACAAUUACAGUCCUGGCUGGAAAUUCAAUCACUGGGAGCUCAAGGGUGUACCAGUCAGAAUUGAAUUGGGACCUAAAGACUUGGAAAAGGGACAAGUAACCUUUGUUAGAAGAGAUACAGCUGAACGAACAACUGCUAAGAGGAGUGAAGCUUAUUCCAUGCUUUUGAAAUUGCUGGAUGAUAUUCAAAUGAGCUUGUUUGAAAAAGCAAAAAUGGAUUUGAAACAGCACACAAAGCAAACCCAUGACUGGAAUGAAUUCUGUAGCUACCUUGACGAAAAGAAUGUCAUUCUUGCUCCAUUCUGUGGUAGAAUAGAAUGUGAAGAAAAGAUAAAGGCUGACAGUGCAAGAUCCGAUGAAGCUGACGACGGUGCUCCAGCUAUGGGCGCUAAAGGAUUGUGUAUACCAUUCAAUCAACCUGAUGGAUCUGCGGAAAACAUCAAAUCUUUGAAAUGCAUUCACAACAGCUGCUCUGAGACACCAAAGUUUUAUACUCUGUUUGGUCGUAGUUACUAAAUGAUUAGAUACAAUUUUAUUCAUGUUGAAUUUGAAAUGAAACAAUGUAACAUAAAAUAUUUUACAAAUGCUUUUUU
Messenger RNA from Trichogramma pretiosum, 5876 nucleotides. RefSeq names its product bifunctional glutamate/proline--tRNA ligase (gene GluProRS). The transcript has 12 exons. Gene Ontology annotation, cellular component: aminoacyl-tRNA synthetase multienzyme complex; cytoplasm. The record is from RefSeq and is a predicted model, not a curated record. The coding region runs from base 130 to 5799 and encodes 1889 amino acids. Gene Ontology annotation, biological process: glutamyl-tRNA aminoacylation; translation; prolyl-tRNA aminoacylation. NCBI's taxonomy places the organism in Eukaryota, Metazoa, Arthropoda, Insecta, Hymenoptera, Trichogrammatidae. Gene Ontology annotation, molecular function: proline-tRNA ligase activity; glutamate-tRNA ligase activity; ATP binding.